Messenger RNA from Lithohypha guttulata, 1641 nucleotides. RefSeq names its product Delta(24)-sterol C-methyltransferase. The record is from RefSeq and is a predicted model, not a curated record. The coding region runs from base 1 to 1641 and encodes 546 amino acids. Gene Ontology annotation, biological process: ergosterol biosynthetic process. Gene Ontology annotation, molecular function: sterol 24-C-methyltransferase activity. Gene Ontology annotation, cellular component: endoplasmic reticulum. The transcript has a single exon. NCBI's taxonomy places the organism in Eukaryota, Fungi, Ascomycota, Eurotiomycetes, Chaetothyriales, Trichomeriaceae.
AUGCCUCAACAACAACAACAACAACAACAACCACAACCUACAAAUGCACAAGUAUUUCUCGAUGGUCUAAAACCAGCAGCAUCCUCAUAUACAUCCCGCUUCAGCGCCUUUUCCCAAGACAACAACAACAGCAGCAAAACCAAAGAUAACACCAAGCCACACGACCAACAAGAUACUUCCUCUCCCUCCAAAACCAAGCUCAAAACCCACAUUUUCCCCGUCACCGAAGCCGAACGCACCCAAGUCCGCGCCACAGCCGUCUCCCACUCAAACGACUACUACAACAUCGUCAGCCGCCGCUACGAGUUCGGCUGGUCCCAGCACUUCCACUGGACGCCCUUUGCGCCCGGCGACAGCAUCAGCCACAGUCUGCGCAACUACGUCCACCGGCUCGCGGUCGUGAUGGGCCUGAAGCGCGGGAUGAGAGUUCUCGAUGUGGGAUGUGGGAUUGGGGCGCCGGCGAGAGAGGUGGCGCGGCUGGUUGGGUGUGAGGUCGUGGGGGUGACGAUUAAUCAGUGGCAGGUGGAUAGAGCGAUUGAGUUGACGAUGUUGGAGGGGAUGGGGCAUCUGUGUACGUUUAUUAGAGGGGAUUUUAUGAGGCUGGAUGAGAGGUUUCCCGGGGGUUGGUUUGAUGCUGUUAUGGGGUGUGAGGCGACGUGUCAUGCGCCGAGUUUGGAGGGGGUGUAUGGACAGGUGUGGCAUGUUUUGAAGGAGGGGGGUGUUUUUGGGUUUACGGAGGAGUUGAUGGACGAUUCGUCGGAGGGGAGGUGGGAUGAGACUUCUGAGAGGUUUCGAAAUUUGCGGAAUAAUCUUGAGGUUGGUGGAGGUAUGGCGAGUCUGCAGCCUGUGAGUGUGGCGAGAGCGGCUUUGCUGAAAGCUGGAUUCACACUUGAGCUGGAUGAAGACUAUAGCAAGUAUUUUGAUUGUUUGUCGCAGCCACCGAAGGUUGUGUUUGCGGAGGACGGACUGGCCUUGGGCGAAAUCGACGUGGAGAGGAAUACACAGAAUUUAUGGGAGGGAAAGCAGGUGAAAUCAUUCUCGACAGUGAAGCUGCCAACCAGAGAUGGCAAUGGCUGGUAUUAUGCGCCUCCACCGAGCUCAUCAUAUGAACAAAUUCGUUCGUCACCGAAGCAUCCAAUACCUCCUACCCUCCGACCUUGGUAUUACCCUAUCAUGGGCACAAAGGAGGCAGUACAGAUGGGCGUCACAGAUGAAGACCGCAAGAGAGUGUCGUUCAUGAGCCAUGGAAGUCGCCGAUUCUACUUCACGUUAGUCAAUAUCCUCGUCUGGCUAGGGAUCUGUUCACCAGGAGAAGCUCAACUGAACAAGAUGAUGGAAUUAUAUUGCGACGCCUGCGUCGAGGCAGGAAAAGAAAAUAUUUUCGCACCAUGCUGGAUGUUCGUAGGUCGGAAAGACGAGGGCUUGGGUGAUGCUACGUUGCUUGCGUCACAAAAGUUGGCCAACGGCCUGGCUGGAGCUGAGCUGCAAUCUGGACCACUGAGUGCCAGGAUUGAUAUGGCCACUUAUGCCCAACUUCGACGACUUUCGAACUUUACAGAGGAAGAGAACGAAUCUAGGUUUGGCACUCCCCAAACCGAGGUCGUUGAUGUUUUUGACGGUGGUGUGUCGACCAAGCCGUAG